Molecule: messenger RNA, 969 nt
Organism: Closterium sp. Yama58-4
Lineage: Eukaryota; Viridiplantae; Streptophyta; Zygnematophyceae; Desmidiales; Closteriaceae
Source: the annotation of a GenBank genome assembly
AUGGGGGUCGCCAAGGGAACAGUGGCGACGGUGUCGGCGAACGUGUGUGACUUCAUUCUCGCGGCGGUGCGCGAUGAGCUGCGCGUCGAUGGUCGCAAGCCCUUCGAUUAUCGCUCCUGGGACCGUCGCACAGGCAACUCCCGUGCGCCCUCUCUCGUGCGCCCGUUAUACCCCCAUGCGAGUGCCACUGGCGAUGGCGGAGCUGCAGCAGCACAAGCCCCCCACUCCCCGCAUCCCCACGCCCCCCACCGCCUCCCCUCUCCCCCAUUGCCUGCCUCCCUACUCCCCACACCGCCUCCCUGCUUCCCCCUCCCACUCCCCACAUCGUCCGCCUCACCACUCCACCCAACUCCUCCCCACUCCCCCAUUUGUCCGCCUCACCACUUCCCCCACUGCCUCCCCACUCCCCCCAUCGUCCGCCUCACCUCUCCCCCCACCGCCUCCCCACUCCCCCCAUUGGACGACGGCACAACAGAGGUGCAGCUGGGCAGCACUCGGGUCCUCGCCUCAUUGUCAGCCGCCUCACGCUGCCCUUCUCCUCAUGUCUCUCUCUCCUGCUUUGCUCCUUCCCCCAUCCAUCCCCCAUCCCCCCUGCCAGAGACGACGGUUAGAGCAGAGGUACAACUGGGCAGCACGCUGGUCCUGGCGUCAGUAACAGCAGCCCUCACGCUGCCCUUCCCCGACCGCCCCUUUGGCCAAGCCCCUUUUCGUGCUUACGUACCCCAUCGCCCCUCUACCAGGGACGAUGGCACAUCAGAGGUGCAGCUCGGCGGCACGUGGGUCCAGGCGUCCGUGUCAGCAGCCCUGACGCUGCCCUUCCCCGACCGCCCCAACGAGGGCUCCCUGGCCGUCUUCACGGAGCUCGCCCCCAUGGCUGACCCGCGCUUCGUGCCGGGGCGCCCGGGGGAAGAGGCGAUAGAGCUGGGGCGCAUCAUUGACCGCGGGCUCUGUCAGAAUCCCAGCCACUAA